AUGGGAGACUCGCAAGAAAAUAAUAGAGGAAAAAGUAAAGACAAAGAUUAUGUAACUUGGACAAUGGAGGAAACCAAUGAGUUGUUACAUCUCUUGGUGGAUGCUAUGAAUAGGGGGAUGCGUGAUGCUAAUGGAUCACUUAGCAAACAAACUGUAGAACGGUCAAUACUUCCUGACCUAAAUGCUAAGACUAGGUUCCCUAAAACUUAUAGUCACUAUUUGAGUCGGAUGAAGUGGUUUAAGAACCAAUAUAACAUGAUGUCAACACUUAUGCGUCACAACUCUGGUUUUGGAUGGGACUCAAUUACAAAAACUUUCACCGCUACUGAGGAAGUAUGGAAAGAUUACUUAAAGUCACACCAAAGUCACAACAAACUUCGAGGAAAGACUAUGAUUGAUUAUGAGUAUUUAAAGAUUGUUGUUGGGGGUGGAGUUUCUACCGGGAAUAAUUCCAUAGCGGUAGAUCCAGAUGAUACAGAUGCAACAACUUUAGAGCCAGAAAAUGCAGUUGAACCUACGAAUGAGUCUUCAUCCUCAUCUUCAGUGUUACCAAAUCAUGAAGACAAUAAUUAUGAACCCAUUGUUCAAACACAAGAGCAGGAACGAGAAGAUGCAAAUUUAUGGAGGACUAGUAUAGGUUCAGAUAUGUGGAGAAAUGCUACUUAG
This is a messenger RNA of Trifolium pratense (red clover), 666 nucleotides long. RefSeq lists its product as uncharacterized. Lineage: Eukaryota; Viridiplantae; Streptophyta; Magnoliopsida; Fabales; Fabaceae. The record is from RefSeq and is a predicted model, not a curated record. The transcript has 2 exons. Bases 1 to 666 code for a protein of 221 amino acids.